This is a messenger RNA of Chondrus crispus (carragheen), 2335 nucleotides long. RefSeq names its product threonine--tRNA ligase, chloroplast or mitochondrial. NCBI's taxonomy places the organism in Eukaryota, Rhodophyta, Florideophyceae, Gigartinales, Gigartinaceae. Gene Ontology annotation, cellular component: mitochondrion; cytoplasm. Gene Ontology annotation, biological process: threonyl-tRNA aminoacylation. The coding region runs from base 1 to 2025 and encodes 674 amino acids. The transcript is spliced from 2 exons. Gene Ontology annotation, molecular function: ATP binding; threonine-tRNA ligase activity. The record is from RefSeq and is a predicted model, not a curated record.
AUGGCCUCGCGCCUCCUCUUCGUCCCGUCCGCAUGGACUACGGCCCGCACCUCGUGGCUGCGACUGCGCCCGUCCACCGCCCGCCCGUCCUCCCCCUCUGCCCUGCCGACCCUCGUCCCGUUGCGCCGCCUAUCCGUCUCCGUGGCCGCGAAGGACCCGCGCGCGGCGCCUGCGCCCGCCGCCGCCGCCUCCGCCUCUGCCGCCGCCGCUGCCGCCACCGCGCCGCCGCCGCCGCCGCCGCUCGUGCUACCGACGAACGACAAGAGCCCGCACCUGCUGCGGAUGCGCCACACCGCGGCGCACGUCAUGGCCAUGGCGGUGCAGCGCCUGUUCCCGUCCGCGCACGUCACCAUCGGCCCGUGGAUCGACAACGGCUUCUACUACGACUUCGACGUCGCCCAGCCGUUCACGGACCGCGACCUCAAGCGCAUCAAGAAGGAGAUGGACAAGAUCAUCCGCAUGAAGCUCCCGCUGCUGCGCGAGGAGAUCUCGCGCGCCGAGGCCCGCCACCGCAUCGAGCAAAUCGACGAGCCGUACAAGCUCGAGAUCCUCUCGGCCAUUUCCGAGCCCAUCACCGUCUACCACAUCGGCGACCGCUGGUGGGACCUGUGCGCCGGCCCGCAUGUCGAGCAUACGGGCAUGCUCGACCCCAAGUCCAUCGCCCUGGAGAGCGUCGCAGGCGCGUACUGGCGGGGCGAUGAGAACAAGGCUAUGCUCCAGCGUAUUUAUGGCACGUGCUGGGAGAGCCCGCACCAGCUCGACGAGUAUCUGCAUCGCAAGGCGGAGGCGAAGCGCCGCGACCACCGCGUGCUGGGGAGCAAGCUGGGACUGUUUACUGUGCAGGAGGAGGCCGGCGGGGGGCUGGUCUUCUGGCAUCCCAAGGGCGCCCGCGUGCGCAGGGUAAUGGAGGACUUUUGGAAGGAGCAGCAUAUGAAUGAUGGGUACGAGCUGUUAUACACCCCGCACGUUGCUAAUGUCAAGUUGUGGAAGACCUCCGGGCAUCUUGACUUCUACUCAGAGAGCAUGUUUGAUCAGAUGGACGUUGAGGGAGAGGAGUACCAGCUCAAACCGAUGAACUGCCCGUUUCAUUGUUUGGUGUUUAAAGAAGGCUUGCGGAGCUAUCGGGAGCUGCCGUUGCGCUGGGCCGAGCUGGGGACUGUGUAUCGGUAUGAAAGGAGCGGGACGUUGCAUGGCUUGAUGAGAGUGCGUGGUUUCACGCAGGAUGACGCGCACAUCUUUUGUCUUCCUGACCAACUGGCGGGGGAGAUCAAACGCGUACUGGAUUUGACGGAGAGCAUUCUCGGGCGAUUUGGGUUUAGAGAGUACGAGAUCAUGUUGUCGACGCGGCCAGAGAAGAGCGUCGGCUCGAAUGACAUCUGGGAACGGGCGACAAACGCGCUGGAGGAAGCGCUCAAGGUGAAAGGGUGGGACUAUUCAAUCGAUGAUGGGGGAGGAGCUUUCUACGGGCCGAAGAUUGACGUGAAGAUCAAGGAUGCGAUCGGACGCUUGUGGCAGUGCUCCACUAUUCAGUGUGACUUCAACCUGCCGCAGCGAUUUGAACUGGAAUAUGUAGCUAAGGAUGGGUCUCGGCAACAGCCGAUUAUGGUGCAUCGCGCAAUCUUCGGCUCCGUGGAGCGGUUCUUUGGGAUUUUGGUGGAGAGUUUUGCUGGCGAGUUUCCGCUUUGGCUGGCGCCGGUCCAGCUCAAGCUAUUGCCUGUGACGGAUGAGUCGAGGGCGUAUUGCGAAAAGGUGGCAACCGAUGCAAGGAAAAUGGGGCUGCGGGUUGAGGUUGACACAAGCGGUGAACGAUUAGGAAAGAUGGUACGAAAUACAGAACAAGAGCGCGUUCCGCUGAUGGGCAUUGUGGGAGCCGCGGAAGUGGAGAACGGGACAAUCAGUGUUCGGUCGCGGAAGACUGGGGACCUUGGAGGGAUUGACACGAAGGAGACACUGGAGAAGAUUGAAGUCGCUGUCAAGAAGAGCGUGGACUUUGAAGCUGUUGACGAUAAGCGUUCUCCGUGUUGAGCGUGUGUUCCGGGGGAUGUGGAGUGUUUACAUUUUGUUUUUUUGAGUGCGUGUACACGUGUAUUUUAAUAGGAGUUGAGGGCACAAUCGUGGGGGGAUGGCACCAGCGAUGCACAUCUGGAAUUAUCGAAUCACAGUGACAGGACGCUGCUGUCGACGUCACCACCGAUUCAGGUCGGAAUCUCCGAAAGUCUCGCUUCUGUUGCAGGGAAUUCAACAGGUGUGGUGCAAAACAAACGAACUGUCGUCCAUCUUCUUCUUGCCUAACCCACGUCAUUUGACCCGUAUGUCUAGCAACGGCCAACGUUAC